UUCAUCGCAUAGCUAAUCGGAUCUCUGAGCUUAGGGGUAGUCGGUCCUACUGGCAACCUACCAUACCCCGAAGCACAUACCCCGCGUUUGCACGCGACUCUUUAAACGUGAGGAGGCCGGUUUCUUUGUCUUUUCGAGACUUCUGCGUCACUGACAAUCUCUUGUGCUUCCCUAUCCAUUAGCUUCUCACACUCUUGUGCCUAGUUUGGUCCUUCAUCCGCAUCUGCAAUCAUGUCCGUCGUUGUCCCUCAAGCAUCUCAUGUGGGCAAUAUCGAUGAUGAGAUGGCUGCAUUGGCGUUGCAGCUCGAGGAGCUUGGUGCCUACUCCAAUUCUGGCAAAGGAAAGCAUCCUGUGGACCAACCUCCUGACAUCGAGGUUGUCUAUGGACAGUUCCAAGCAGAGCUGCAGGCCUACAAGGACUUUCUUGCCGAUCAGAAGCUCGCCCGGAGUAUUGGGGCUGCUGUGCACUCCGAUAGCAUCGUAAUCGGAGACCUUACCUCCCAAGAUGUUCAAGCUCAUGAAGACCGCCGUUUUGCGUUGGAGUUGAGCAACAAUGACCCUAACAUCGAGGCUCCACCUCCGUCCGUACAAGCCAACCUUCAAGGCAAAGUCCAUGACUGGAUGUCCACCGUAUCCGGAAACAUCGCUGCUACUUCGGUCAUUGAGUUCUCCGAUGAUGAGACAGAGGCCGGGCCAUCAAUGUCCUACGUGGAGCGCCAGGCCGAUAUCAUCAAGAAAUUAUCGACUGAGUUCAAGUGCUGCACUUGUCUGGACCGCUUCCCCCGCGCAUCCAUGGUCAAAGCGAAAUGUGGAGAUCGCUACUGUGUUGAUUGCAUCAAAGGCCUCUUCAUGCGGUCAACGAAAGAUGAGAGUCUGUAUCCUCCCAGAUGCUGCAAGCAACAUAUUCUUCUUGACCUAGUCGCCAGGCACAUGGAUCCAGAAGAACUGGCCACCUUCGAGCUGGCGACCGUGGAAUAUGCGACGAAUGACAAGACGUACUGCAGCAACCACGACUGUAACGCCUUUGUUGUCCCCGAUAAUAUUGAGCCUGGUACAAACCGCGCAGUCUGUCCAAAGUGCAGCAAGGAAACCUGUUCUCUCUGCAAGGCAGCCUUCCAUGGAGCAAGUGACUGCCCCGAUGAUCCGGCGCUUCACCAAACUCGGGAGUUAGCACGCGAGAUGGGAUGGCAGACCUGUUAUAAUUGUGCCCGAGUGGUACAGCUGCGAAGUGGCUGUAAUCAUAUGACAUGCCACUGCAAGGCUGAGUUCUGCUACGAGUGUGGCACGCGCUGGAAGGAAUGCGGUUGCCGUACAGCAGACCCCAAUCGCAUCGUAGAGCGUGCAGAAGAGAUCGUGUACAGAGACGCUGAACCGAACAUACUUCCUGGUGAGUGGCGUGAGCGUGUUAACAGGGUAGCUGCCGAGUUGCAGGAGAACCAUGAGUGCGAGCAUUCGCGACGCUUUCAGCGCAUUUUUCAUGGUGCGCCAAGGAGAGGCUUCAGAUGCGAGAUGUGCGAUGCACGCCAUCACAAGUACAUCUUGCAGUGCCGCUACUGCUAUGUCAACGUCUGCGAAGAUUGCCGUCGCAACCGCAUCUGAGCCCGACCUCGAGUCGUGAUGGCCACUCCCAUCGAACGUUACGUCUCCGUUGUUGAAGAUAUUUCAUUCCUUGAACGUCCGUCAUCAAACGAACUUCCACUCAUUAGAUUAAAGCAACAAAAUCAGGAUCUUAUCUCCCAAUUAGCCUCGUGUUGUGCAAGAUU
Molecule: messenger RNA, 1763 nt
Organism: Alternaria rosae
Lineage: Eukaryota; Fungi; Ascomycota; Dothideomycetes; Pleosporales; Pleosporaceae
Exons: 2
Coding region: 232-1599 (455 amino acids)
Biological process (GO): ubiquitin-dependent protein catabolic process; protein polyubiquitination; positive regulation of proteasomal ubiquitin-dependent protein catabolic process
Cellular component (GO): cytoplasm; ubiquitin ligase complex
Molecular function (GO): ubiquitin conjugating enzyme binding; ubiquitin protein ligase activity; zinc ion binding
Source: RefSeq, a predicted model, not a curated record